Messenger RNA from Fulvia fulva, 1338 nucleotides. RefSeq names its product putative inactive purple acid phosphatase 16. Bases 1 to 1338 code for a protein of 445 amino acids. Gene Ontology annotation, cellular component: cytoplasm. NCBI's taxonomy places the organism in Eukaryota, Fungi, Ascomycota, Dothideomycetes, Mycosphaerellales, Mycosphaerellaceae. Gene Ontology annotation, molecular function: hydrolase activity, acting on ester bonds. The record is from RefSeq and is a predicted model, not a curated record. The transcript is spliced from 2 exons.
AUGACCUUCAAAUAUGAGCUCCUAUCGCAGCCUUCGGCGCGCAGGCCACCCUCGCUCCUACAUCGGUAUAGAUUCGUCAUCAUGCUGGUUACGGUACUGGCUUUGGUGUACUUGACGACGGUGUGUUCUGGGAGGGCGCUGCCGUUCAAUGUGGCGAAGAAGAGUAGGUGGGAGCCGCUGAGGUUUGAUGAGGAUGGGAAUUUCCAGCUAGCGAUAUUUGAGGAUUUGCAUUUUGGCGAGAAUGCCUGGGACUCCUGGGGCCCACAACAAGACCUCAACUCAGUCCGCGUCCUAAACGAUGUCCUCGCCGCAGAGACUCAACACCUCGUCAUCCUCAACGGCGACCUCAUCACAGGGGAGAACCAAUACAAAUUCAACGCCACCUCCAAAAUUGACCAGAUCGUUGCCCCUAUCGUGCAGAGAAACCUCCCCUGGGCCUCAACCUACGGCAACCAUGACAGCGACUUCAACCUCUCCCGCUCCGACAUUCUAGCCCGCGAACAGUGCUACCCCAACGCCCUGACGCGCUCCGAUGUGAAUGCCCCGAAUGCUGGCGUGAGUAAUUACUACCUCCCUGUCUACCCUCACAACGGUGGGAAUGUUCCAUGCCUCAUCCUUUGGUCCUUUGACUCUCGCGGCGGAUUCCUUUACCAACAACGCAAUGCCACAGGCGCCAAAGUCGGCCAGCCUAACUGGGUAGAUCAAAGCGUCGUCGACUGGUUCAAAACUACCAACAAGCGCCUCACAACCCGAUACAACGCUACGAUCCCCAGCCUGGCAUUCGUCCAUAUUCCCACAAACGCCUCCCAAGCCCUCCAGACACAGGCAGGCGUCAAUCCAUACUACCAACCCGGAAUAAACGACGACUACCCCCUCGCGCAACAAGCACAAGGCUACUGUCCCAACGGCACGAACGACGGGACCUGCGACUACGGUGGUCAGGACGUACCAUUCAUGGACGCGAUCACUUCCACCCCCGGCCUCCUCGCCCUUUUCAGCGGCCAUGACCACGGCGACACAUGGUGCUACAAAUGGAACCACCUCCUCCCCGGCAUGUCCAUCAAAGGAAACGGCGUGAACAUCUGCUUCGGCCAGCAUUCAGGCUAUGGGGGUUAUGGGAGUUGGACGAGGGGGGCGAGACAGGUUCGCGUGAGUGAAGAGGGGCUGAGGGAGGGGAAGGUGGAGACGUGGAUAAGGCUGGAGACGGGGGGUGUCGUUGGGAGUGUUGAGCUAAAUGCGACGUAUGGUGAGGAUAGGUAUCCGGCUACGCUGAAUACGAAUAGUUCGUGUGGGAGCUGUAAUUAUUCGAGGGUUACGCCCAUGCCGGGGACGGGGUGA